AAAUGGUAAUACUUGUAUGGAGCAUGUAAGUUUUCAUACCUGUGCUAUAAAGUGCUGUACAUAUGUAUCUCUGUAAUAUAAUUUAAGCAGACAUUCAUCUGUAAUAGUAUAGAUGUCAAAGAACUAACAAGGUCACCAGGUACCAUUCUCUUCCAGAGUGGCCACCAGAUCAGACCAUCCACCCUGGGCCAGCUCCUCUUCAAACACCAUGAGUUCUCUGUUACCCGCCACAGUGAUUCAGUGGCAAAUGUCAUUGCCAGCAGAGCAACACAAUGAGGUAAGAUGUAAUUUCCAUUAUAUUACACCAUUUAUUUGAACAAAUGCUUGACUGGUUAAUUCUCAAUGGUAGCUCACAGACACUAGAUGCUGGGUAUCACAGAAUAUUAUUCCUGGCACAAUGAACCACAGGUAACCACCUGUCCUCUAGUAGUUCCUAGCGAUUGAUCAGGUCAAACCUCAGUAUCUUCUUGGAUAAAUCCUAGACUUUUCUGGAGUCUAGUUCACUGACUUAUCUUGCCCAAGUCUUAACCUGUCCACUAAGUGCAGGCUUCCAAGCCACAUCUUAAACAUCACUCCCUUAUCUUUCCCUUCCAUUUCUAGGUCCCCAAGAGAAGUCCUGAAUAUAAGAACAUACCAAAGUGAAAGUUAUCAGAAUAGAAUAUCAUCCAGACACUGCCUUGACCUAUCAAAAUUGACACAUAGAAGGAAUCUAGACUUUCAAGGUAUGAUAGGAUGAACAGUUUCUAAAAUACAGAUAGUAAAUAUUAGAAUUUAAAACAUGGAUAAGAGAGGGGAGUUUGAUAAGAUUUAGAUAAAUGUCAAGCAAUCAACACCAAAAAUGAAAAAAGGAAGGAGAAAAGAAAUAGUGAGGAUUGGAAGAAGAUACAAAAAGAAGAAAAGAAGCAACAGAGAGGGAAAAGUGAGAGUUUAUACAGAGGAAUAGAUGUAGGGAAAAACAAAGAAAAAUGAUGGAACGAGUUGGAAUUUAAGCAGGAAUACACUAACUAGAUUUGAUAAGUAUUUGAAAGUGGGAGGGAUCUGAUACAUAAGAAAAGUACAAUAGAGAUUAAACAUGAACAUAAUUACUUUCUAAAAGUUACAGUAGUAAGAUGUGAGCAUGAUAAUUAUAAAUCCUCCUUCUCUGAAGAUGAAAAGAGAAAAGGAUUUACACCUAGAGGCAAAGGAAUGGAUCCAAGUUCUCGGAAAGUCGAGUCCAGAAAGGCUGGAUUUGGUCCUGCUCAUAGGCUCCCUUUCUAACAGAGAUGGUUGGAUUUCUUUCUGCCCAGGGUCCAUAUCCUUCAAUCCCAAACCCAGAGGGAAAACUGUGGCCUGUUAAGAAAGCAUGCAGGAACUACAACCAUGCCGCAUCUCCAGCAUGCACCGCGUAGGUGGUUAGUGCAGUGGCAACAACUGCUUGUGGGGAAGUAUGGGAAAAGGUGGAUGACUGGGAAGAGUUAGACGUGAUUGUCUUCAGAAAUGUGCAAACAACUCUCAGUGAGGCACAAUCCUGAGAAUUAAAAUGUUUAUAUUUACACUGAAAUGACAACAUUCAUCUAAAAUUAGGUAUACAAAGAUUGAGCAUAUUUUUCUCUAGAAAAACCUUCAAAGAUCUCUCAACUGUACCCAUAGUAUGAUCUUCUAUAAACCAGUAUCUUGUAUAAGCUAAUAGCCCUCAAACAUUCCAUUCCUGAAUUUCUCAAACCUCUCUUCAGUUGACAAGGCCCUUAUUCACAGCUAUAUUAUUUUUUCACCUUUGAAUGCAUGCUGGUUAUCGGCUAAUCCUGCAACAUUGAGGGCACUGGAACAGAUGCAAUACUUCACUGAAGGCCUGAUCAAACCAGAGGAAAAUGUAACCAUCAGCUCUGUAAUUUUAAUAUUGUGAUUCUAUGUACACAUCCUGUGGUGUCCAUGUCAUUUUCACUCCGACAUUACACUACCAGUUUACUAGGCUGUACUGAGUUCCAAAACAUUUAUCGCCACACAUCCACCAUGUUUUAUAAUUGGGUUUCUAUGCCCUACUGAGUAAUUUAAAUUAUCUUACACCUCUCUUGUGUUUUUCCUGUCCUUCCCCCUCAAGGGCCCCAGAUGGUGGACCUACGGAACAGCAGCACAGUGACAGAGUUCAUCCUUGUGGGCUUUGAGCAGAGCUCCCCUGCCACACGAGCACUGCUCUUCACUCUCUUCCUAGCCCUCUACGGCCUUGCCAUGGCCAUGAAUGGCCUCAUCAUCUUCAUCACGUGGACAGACCCCAGGCUUAACAGCCCCAUGUACUUUUUCCUUGGCCAUCUUUCUUUCCUGGAUGUUUGCUUCAUCACCACCACCAUCCCACAGAUGUUGAUCCACCUGGUAGUCAAGAACCACACUGUCUCUUUUGUUUCUUGUAUGACCCAGAUGUACUUGGUCUUCCUUGUGGGUGUGGCUGAGUGCAUCCUCUUGGCUUUCAUGGCCUAUGACCGUUAUGCUGCUAUCUGUUACCCCCUUAGCUAUACCCAGAUCAUGAGCAGACAGGUCCGCGUAAGGCUAGUGGGUACUGCCUGGAUCUUUGGGUUGAUCAAUGGCAUAUUUCUUGAGUAUAUAUCAUUCCAGAAUCCCUUCUGCAGAGACAACCAUGUAGAAAACUUCUUCUGUGAGGCUCCCAUAGUGAUCGUCCUGUCCUGUGGGGACCCUCAGUUUAGCAUGAAAUUGAUCUUUGUUGAUGCCACUGUGGUGCUGCUCAGUCCCAUGGUCCUCAUUGUCGCCUCCUAUGCCCGCAUCCUGGGCUCCAUCCUUGGCAGAACCUCCUCCUCAGGUUGGGGCAAGACCUUCUCAACUUGUGCCUCCCACCUGACUGUGGUUAUCUUUUUCUACACUUCAGCCAUGUUCUCUUACAUGAAUCCCCGAAGCACACAUGGGCCUGACAAGGACAAGCCUUUCUCCCUUCUCUACUCCAUCAUCACCCCCAUGUGCAACCCCAUUAUCUACAGUUUUCGCAACAAGGAAAUGAACAGGGCUAUGGUGAGGGCCUUUAGGAGGACCAACCUGGCCCAGGCAGAGUCUGUCUAGCAGGAAGGCCCCUGGGAAAAAAGCUUCCUCCCCUGGAUGGGAGAUGUUACAAGUAGCAAGUAAAAAAAAAGUUACAAGUAACUUUCCAAUGCUGAAAAUCUCCAGAAAAAAACAUUCAUGGCUUUCUUGGCACAGGAAUCAGACUUAGGUGCUUCUCCUCAUUUCUAAGGCAUAUCUUUCUGACUCAUUUCCAAUACCGCUUUGUCUUAGAUGUUCCUCAAGAAUUUGAGCCAUUCCUGAAUUUUUUCCUCCAAGUUUUGCAGCAGCAGUCAAUAAAAACCUUGUACUCAAUUAUAUUUUUUGUUUAAUACUUUUAUAUGCCAUCCCUAGCCUGAAUUUUGCAUAUACAUUUAGGAGUGAAUCUAUCUCAGUCUCUCUCUUUCUCACUCUUUUUCUUUUUCCUUCUCUCUCUCUCUCUCUCUCUCUCUCUCUCUCUCUCUCUCUCUCUCUCCCUCGUUGGCAUUCUGACAUCUAGUGUCAAUUCCUGCACCUGCCCUCACCCACUCCACUCCUAUAUGGAAAAAGUAUUUGAAAAAAUAACAAAAAGGGACUAGGGAUAUGCACUAGUGUUGGCAUCAGAAAAGAAGACAAAGGUCAGCAAUUUGAAAGUUAUGUUUCAGCCCCCACUAGUCAGUAAGGAAGAAUUUUUUGUGUCCCUAAAUGCCAAAGCUGCACUCAUUGUGUCUGCGUUUAUGUGUUGUAGGAGAGGGGUGAGUGGAAUAGGUCUCUGUGUUCAACUUCUUCUCCUGAAUCUUUUCUUUAGGAAGAUGACUGACUGUUUCCCUUCCCAUCCAAGUAGUAAGUGCCCCUAUAGAGCUUCUAAAGCCACAAGUUUCCUUCCCUAUUAAUUAUGUCCCCUUCCAUUCACUGCCUUUCUUUUUCUCUUCCAUUUUUCAUUCAUUCCUACUCAAAACUGUUCUACCUUACCUCCUCAUCUUAACAAUAUCCAUUUCACUUUCUGUCCUUUAAGGAACCCUUCUCCACACCCUCUCCACCAUUACAGAAGUCUUUUUAUUUUCAACACUAUAUCCUCUCUGGCUUCCUCUAGCUUCUCUCUUUCAUCAGCCCGAGCUUGCUUUGAGAGAGCUGUUCAUUUUCAGCAGUUCCUUUUCUUUGGAAACUACAUUUUUCUCAUGCUUGUUUCAUAAUAAAUAAGGAAGAGAGAGAAAUGAGCUGUUCUUUGUUUUCCAGUGCUAUUAUCAGAAUAUCAACACUGAAGGGGAAAGCCAAUGGACAUUUUCCCCUGACUUGUGACCCUUACCCAUAUUUUCUGUGCCCCAUAAUUAUGAAGCCCAUUAAAUCCAUUUACUGUACAAAAUAUUCCUGAUCAAGGGGCGUUCAGUCUCUUAAAUAGAAAACCUUGCACAAAUACCAGACAGACCAGUGAUCACAAACUGAAAGAAGCAAUCCUAAGUAUAACAGGCCCUUCAUUUCCUCAUUCCCUUUAACAUCUUAUAAGCCCUUACUCUGUAAGAGAGAGUUGCUUUUUGCACUUCAGAGCCAAUGGUCCCUCUCAGGUCUUUAU
Heterocephalus glaber (naked mole-rat) is the source of this 4567-nucleotide messenger RNA. RefSeq names its product olfactory receptor family 10 subfamily AD member 1 (gene Or10ad1). The record is from RefSeq and is a predicted model, not a curated record. Gene Ontology annotation, molecular function: G protein-coupled receptor activity; olfactory receptor activity. Lineage: Eukaryota; Metazoa; Chordata; Mammalia; Rodentia; Bathyergidae. Gene Ontology annotation, cellular component: membrane. Gene Ontology annotation, biological process: G protein-coupled receptor signaling pathway.